AUGGAGUUUGUCACAAAGACACAUUUAUAUACUUACAACGGUGUAAUUCUCUCUUUAAUCUAUGGUUUAGAUUUAUCAAGAAAUAAUUUCACUGGCAAGAUCCCUACCGAGGUUGGUCAACUGGACUACAUCAAAGUUCUCAAUUUGUCACACAACAAGUUCACAGGAGAUAUCCCGUCUAGUAUCGCAAACUUGUCACAGAUUGAGAGUUUGGAUCUCUCUCACAAUAAUCUCAGUGGAGUGGUUCCCCAUCAACUCAUGGAUUUAUAUUCUCUAUCAUCUUUUAGCGUGGCUUACAACAAUUUAUCUGGUACAUGUCCUCAGAUGAUUGCACAGUUCAAUACAUUCGAUCAAAGUAGCUAUGAAGGAAAUCCUUUUCUUAAUUGCACAUUACCACUCAUGACAACAAAUCCAUCAGUAGGACAUACAACUUCUGAUGAUGAUGAUGAUAAUAAUGAUGGAGAAGGAGGGUUCAUUGAUAUGGAGAGUUUCUAUGCAAGUGAAUCGAUAUCUUACGUCAUGGUUUUGCUGAUAACUGCAAGUAUUUUGUACAUAAAUCCAUAUUGGCGAAGAGUAUGGUUUUAUUAUGGUGGGGUCACCAUAACUACUAGUUAUUAUUUUAUGGUGCACUAUCUUCCUUUGUCGGCCAGAUACAAGGUGUGGGAACCUCGCAUAUAG
Linum tenue is the source of this 678-nucleotide messenger RNA. NCBI's taxonomy places the organism in Eukaryota, Viridiplantae, Streptophyta, Magnoliopsida, Malpighiales, Linaceae. The record is from the annotation of a GenBank genome assembly.